AUUAUAACUCUGUAUAUAUAUAAAAAUAUAAAAAUCCAGCACUACACAUAGAGACUGUCCCUCGAUGGUGCGGGUAACUCCGCCCUUGCAGCAUUGCGUAGCUGUUAUGUUAAAACAAAUAUACCCUUCGCAUUUGUCACGCGCUCUCAUAAAAGCACAAGCGAAUGACUGUUCCGCUCUGUCUGCUACAAGGUUAAGUCUGCGGUCUAACUGUGCCAUGUUGCAAGGGGAAGUGAUUACAUUGGCUUUAGGAAUGGCAUUAGAAAUAGAGUCAUUCAUAAACGGGAAUAAUGUAUUAUCUGCAUCAUGGUAUCAAAAGGGCGACUACAUUACCCAUAAUACUCUUCUCAUGAACACAGGUCAAGGUUCAGUAAGACACGCACAGAGACACUCACACCAAGAAAACUGUCAGAUCAGAGUUCUGACUCAGUGUUACAGAGAAUCAUAACUGAUUGACUGAGCGUUACCAUGGCGACAGACCGACCAGCGGCACCAGGGGAAGACCAGGUUAAAGACGGGCUUAUCCAGGAGCUAGCGACAGAGUGGAGACCCCAGGAGGAGGAGGGAGCGGGUGUGUGCCAGUUCUUCUUGAAGGGAAAGUGUCGUUUUGGACCGAAGUGUCGUCAGUCUCACAGCCCCACUCACCUCCACACCCCUCCGAGCCACCCUGAGUUAACCGGCCCAGAGUCAGGACAAACUGCCCUGGACAACUGGACGGAGGGAGAAAAGAAGGGAAAUCAUAAGAAGAGUGGAAAAAAUACCAAAACACACAAGCCUAAAUACACAGAGGGGAAAGGAAUAAGUAAAAAGCCUCGCAUGCGCACAGCAGACGAGGUCAUCGCCCGCAUCCUGUGGGACUCGACGUUAGAGGAGGGGGACUUUGUGGUGGGGUAUGUGGAUCGCUUCUUAGGAGUCCUGGAGCGCCCCUUCUCCGAGUUCAACUGGGACGCCGACCCAUGUGACUGUGACUACACGACCGAGCUGGCCCUGCCCCAACACAGGAUACAGUACUUCACCCACAGAGGGCGCCGUGUCUGGGACCGCAACACCAGGACGGACAGAGUGUUCGGUUCCACUGGGAACCCUCUGGCGCCCCCCUUUGGAGGGGAGGAGGAAGUGACGGAGGAACAAAAAGUUAUUCCGCUGGAGGAGGAGGGAGAGGAGGAGGGAGAGGAGGAGGGAGAGGAAGAGGGAGAGGAAGAGGGAGAGGAAGAGGAAGAGGAAGAGGGAGAGGAAGAGGGAGAGGGAGAGGGAGAGGAGGAAGAGACCAGAUGCCUUGCAGAGAGAGAGCAACACAAGACCAACGUUCUCAGUUCAGUGUCGGUCAAACAAGGCCUACCUGACUACCCUGAGUCAGGAAGCAGUCCACGGAGUCAACAGGAAGCAGGAAGAGAAUCCAAACCAUUGGAGGAGGAAGGAGUAAACGAGGCUGCUGACUCUGGCUUAGUCGGCUCCACAGACCGCGUGUCUUUAUCAGAGAGAGAAGGAGCGACAGAGAAGGAAGAGGAUCCAAACAAGGAGGAAUGGAAGGAGACCUGGGAAGGAGACGAACAGGAGGGUCCAGCCCCGGACGGACUCCAGCCUGUCCCUCUGGAGCAGAGAGAAGAGAGGAGUGGGCGACGACCCCCCAAACGCAAGCCCACCCACUUCAUCACCUUCAGAGCCAACACCCCCUCUAUCCUCUCCUCCUUUCAACGCCUUCAGGAGGAGCUGGUGGCCCUCCUCCCCUCCUCCACCCCCUACUGGGUGCCCCCCUCCAACCUCCAUGUCACCCUGUGCCUCCUGGUGUUGCCCGGCCCGGCCGAGGUCACCGCUGCCGUGGAGAUCCUCCGUCGGUUCGCCCACCUGGACCGCAACCCCCCCGUGGCUCUGACCUUCCCCCUGAAACUGAAGCACUUCAAUGGGAAGGUGCUCUACCUGAGCCCCCAGCCUCAGCUGCACCUCCAGCAGCUCAACAGCGGCCUGCAGGAGGCCUACAUGGAGCGGGGCUGGCUGCACAGGGACUCCUACAGCCCCCGCUACCACCUCACCCUGGCUAAGGUGAACUGGCCGGAGCGAGAGAGGCUGUUUGAAGGGGCUGGGGACCUGAGGGCUGGGAAGGGGUUGAGUUUUGGACGUUUGCCAGUGAACAGGCUGCACCUGUGUGGCAUGGGCAUGACCAAGGAUGGGUUUUAUGACACGGUGUGCACGGUCACUCUUCGCUGACAAAGAGGUGGGUUUCUUUGUAUUGCGAAAUUGAAAUGAAAUAUGGACUAUUACAAUCAAUAAUAUGUAGAAAUUAAGUACAAGGAAUCCAUUUCUGUAAAAAAAACUGUGUCUGUUGUGUGCGUUUUUCAAGUUAUAGCCCAAAAUCAAAUGCUAUUCAAUACUGUUCAUCGAAUGAACAGUUAUUUAUCGUGCCAUCAAUCAUUGGAAUAAUAGCCCACUGAAUAUACAUCAAAUGGAUGGGAAAGUCUGUUUCAGGUACCAUCUGAGAAUGAACUAUUUAAAAUUGUGAGUAGGGAAUGGACAUAUGUACUGUAUGAAUGGAGUAAUGAAUGUAGUGCUGUAAUGAUUUGUACUGAUUGAUUUCUGUUGAUGUUUAUAAUGAUGUCUACAAUGUUUCUGUUUUUAGAUGAUCAUUGUUAUGUUAUUUAAAUGUGUUCUCUUUUUGUUGGAAGAUUAGCCCGUCCCACUUUGGUGAUAGCUAAUGGGGAUCCUUUUAACAACAAACAAUAAUAAACAAUAAACAAUAACCUAGUUCUACCGUGCGCAUACACUAAGCAAAAGCGCCACUGGCAUCUAGGCUAUUUAAUUGUAUAGCCUUGUUAGGCUGUGUGCGAGGUGUGCCAACCUUUUUUUAUUAUAGUCUUAUUAUUGUCUUAAAGACAAAGAUAAUUCGAGCACUGAAGCAGAUACAUCAUGUGACCUUUACAAAAAUCAAUGCUAUCAGUACUGUAUAGUAUUCUUUUCACUUGGUUUUUAGAAAUGUAGAACUAAUCUAGAUGAAACUCGCCACAUACGUUGUUCUUUUUGCUUUGUGUUUUUAGUAAGACUGCCUACUAUUGUGUUGGAUUAAAUGAACUGUAAACUUGAA
Molecule: messenger RNA, 3076 nt
Organism: Hypomesus transpacificus
Lineage: Eukaryota; Metazoa; Chordata; Actinopteri; Osmeriformes; Osmeridae
Product: leukocyte receptor cluster member 9-like
Exons: 7
Coding region: 469-2205 (578 amino acids)
Molecular function (GO): metal ion binding
Source: RefSeq, a predicted model, not a curated record